AUGUUGACUACAGCAGAGUGGGACAGACUGCAGAGGCUCAAGACCCUCCUUAAACCAUGCAGAUAUGUGACUGAGCUCCUUGGGGGUGAGACUUAUGUCUCGUGCUCUGUUGUGUUACCUGCUCUCCGCCACCUGACCCGCACCAUGGAGUUCUCAGAUAACGACCCAGCCUAUGAUGUGAGGUUCAAGGCUGCCUUUAAAAAGGACCUGUCUCAACGCCAAGAUGCACUCAACCAUGGAUGGCUCAGGGUGGCUACAGCACUCGACCCGCGCUUUAAGGACCUAAAGUGUCUACCAAGAGGAGAGCGAGGAGGGGUGUGGACCAGCGUUGAGGCACUGCUGCAAAAAGAACCAGACAGAGCCACUCCAGAACCCACAGAGGAGCCAGCAAGGAAGAGGAGCUUCCUGCUGUUUAAUUCAGACUCUGAAUCAGAGGAUGAAGAGGGGCCCAACGGGGCUCUGGGCCACUACAGGGCAGAGCCCACCAUCAGUGAGACAGACUGCCCACUGCAGUGGUGGUCCACUCAUGAGGGGGCCCAUCCACAGCUUUCUGCCCUGGCCCGCAAGUAUCUGGGCAGCCCUGCCACUUCUGUCCCUUGCGAGAGACUUUUCUCACUGGCAGGUUACUAUGGAGACGGUUUGAAUGCCAUAAUUGUGUUCGCUGUGUGCUAUAUGCCUGAAAGCAGUCAACCAAAUUACAGAUACAUCAUGGACAAUUUAUUCAAGUAUGUCAUCGGCACACUUGAACUUUUGGUUGCUGAGAACUAUAUGAUUGUGUAUUUGAACGGGGCCACCUCAAGGAAAAAGAUGCCAACUGUCGGCUGGCUCAGAAAGUGUUAUCAGCAGAUUGACAGGAGGCUAAGGAAGAACUUGAAGUCUUUGAUAAUCGUUCAUCCCUCCUGGUUUAUUCGCACGCUGCUGGCACUCACAAAACCUUUCAUAAGCACCAAAUUUAGUCAGAAACUCCAGUAUGUGUUCAGCUUGACAGACCUUGCAGAACUGGUUCCAAUGGAGUAUGUGUCCAUACCAGAUUGUAUCAAAGAGUUUGACGAAGAAAAAAAUAGGAAAAGCCGUAAAAGAAUCGACCAGGACGCGCACGGCAAAGUGGAGAUCGCAGCGGCUGCUGUUCCAGAGUGACCCUGCUAGCCCGCACGAUGUGGAGGAGGAAAACGACGGAGAAUGUUUCAAACAGCCACUCGUAUGUUUAUGUUCUGGGCAACGUGACUGAAGACUUGUUUGCAUCAUGAAGUGCCUUUUUGAAACUGUGCUGCCUGUUACAUCGUGGGACUUUUCACAGCUUGAUCUUCAGCGUUCUUCCACUUGCUGUCUGAAAUGUUUUUAAUCUUAUUUUUAUUUACUGCCAAUAUAUCAUGUCCAACUUAGCUUAUUGGUGUCCCCUAGUUACUGGUGUAUCUACACGUUAUGUAAGGCACUCUGUUACAAAUGAUUGAUGCAUGUUCUGCUUUAUUACAUUUAAAUAUAUAUUUAUAUUCAAAAGGUGACAAAGGAGAGAAAUUAAUAUAUUUUUAUGGUUGCUCUGAUUUUAAACUGCAUUUUAGGUCUCUGACCCGUUGAGUGGCAUUUCAUUGAACACGUGUUGACAGCACCUUUUUCACUUUUCACUGCUGACGUUCUCUAUCAAAAUCCUGCCUGGGGGAAAAUAAAGUUUUAUUUUUUUCCCUUCACUCAGAAUGUGCCCUUUGAGUUGUGUAGGGAGAACAUUUGUGAGAGCAAUGAUCUGAAGCAAAGAUGUAGGUCUUAAUGUAACAUUUCCUCCAAGUAAAGUCAUGGAUUUCA
Molecule: messenger RNA, 1797 nt
Organism: Gymnodraco acuticeps
Lineage: Eukaryota; Metazoa; Chordata; Actinopteri; Perciformes; Bathydraconidae
Product: rho GTPase-activating protein gacY-like
Exons: 9
Coding region: 1-1137 (378 amino acids)
Biological process (GO): apoptotic process
Cellular component (GO): cytoplasm
Molecular function (GO): protein dimerization activity
Source: RefSeq, a predicted model, not a curated record